Vicia villosa (hairy vetch) is the source of this 1962-nucleotide messenger RNA. RefSeq lists its product as uncharacterized. The coding region runs from base 158 to 1648 and encodes 496 amino acids. The transcript has 11 exons. NCBI's taxonomy places the organism in Eukaryota, Viridiplantae, Streptophyta, Magnoliopsida, Fabales, Fabaceae. The record is from RefSeq and is a predicted model, not a curated record. Gene Ontology annotation, molecular function: 3'-5'-RNA exonuclease activity; calcium ion binding.
ACAUAAAUAAGCACACGCUACUCCAACCCUCAAACUCAACUUCUCUCUUCUCUUCUCUCUCUCUCUGAAACCAUAUAGAUAUAUAAAGCGAUAACAGAAUCUACAUUCUUCCAUCUUCAAUCCUUCACACUUCGUUACCGUGGCGAGAAUCUUCAGAAUGGUGGUAGCUGCUGGCUCCAAGUUCAAUAAUUUGAGAAGAGGGAACAGUGCUUCUUGUUCUUCUCAUAAUGUUGUUAUCAAUGAUUAUAGUAAUAGUAAUAAUAGCUGUGAUGGAGAUUUUUCUAGAGUAAAUAGAAGUGGUUGUUUUUCAUCAAUGGUGGAUGUUGUUGAUAAAGACUCUUCUUGUGUUUCCUUCACUACUUUUAAUAUCCUUGCUCCUAUUUACAAACGGGUUGAUCCACAGAAUCAAGGACUUAGAGAAAGUGAUUUCAGAUCAUUUUGGUUGGCUAGGAAUCAAAGGAUUCUUGAUUCAUUGCUUUCUGAAUCAUCUUCUAUCAUGUGUCUACAGGAAUUUUGGGUUGAAAGUGAAGAACUAGUUCACAUGUAUGAGGAGAGACUUGGGGAUGCUGGCUACCAACUCAUCAAGCUUGCUCGAACCAACAACCGUGGAGACGGUCUGCUGACUGCUAUACGCAAAGAACAUUUAAGAAUCAUAAAUUAUCGAGAAUUGCUUUUCAAUGAUUGCGGUGACCGUGUUGCUCAGUUGUUACAUGUUCGAUCAGUUAAUCCCAUUUUUCAAAACCAAAUAGAAAGUGUUCACCAAGAGUUUCUGAUUGUGAAUACACACUUGCUUUUUCCUCAUGAUUCAAGUCUGUCUAUAGUGAGAUUGGACCAGGUUUAUCAAAUAUUACAAUAUGUGGAAUUGUAUCAGAGAGAAAACCGGCUCAAACCACUGCCUAUUAUUCUAUGCGGCGAUUGGAACGGAAGCAAGCGAGGACAUGUUUACAAGUUCCUUAGGUCGCAGGGUUUUGUAUCAUCAUACGAUAUUGCAAAUCAAUAUACUGAUAGUUAUGCAGACGCACACAAGUGGGUUAGUCACAGAAAUCAUAGAGGAAAUAUAUGUGGCGUUGAUUUCAUUUGGCUUUGUAAUCCUAACCAAACACGGAAACCCUUGAAAACAAGUUGGGCUGAAGCUGUAUUUAGUAUACUAAAGUUCCAGCUUCGGAAGGUAUUAUUGUCUGAAGAUGACACAUUUACCUUUUUGAAAGGCGACAACUGUGCUGAUUCCGUUAAAGCAUUUACCUUUUUAAAGGGCAACAACUGUGUUGAUUCUGUUACGUAUGUUAGUUUUUCUGAAGCACUCCGUAAGGUUAAGUUAAUUGGCGUGCCUUAUGGACUAUGCUUUCAACAGUUGCAAGAUCUAUGGAAUCAAGCUGAUGUAGAUGGAAAUGGUGUCAUCGACUUUGAAGAAUUCAAGCAAAAGAUUUGGAAUUCUACAUGUUCAGAGCACGUGUUGGAAAAUUUCAAUGGAUGCAUGGAGAAUUCUAAAACUGAGCAGGAGCUAGAAGCCAUUGGUUUUAAAGUGAAGAAUGCGAUGUUGUUUCCGCGUGAAAUGGAGAAAGGACGCUGGCCUGAAGAUUACUCUCUUUCUGAUCAUGCUAGGUUAACUGUUGUAUUUUCACCGGCAAAAAUGUCACACCUUUCAUGAUAAGGAUUAUCGACUAGUGGUUUACCAAUCCAAAGUUGUUGGUCUCUAUUACACGUUUUUUCUAGGAAUGAUAGGCUAUACUGGAACAUUUUUUCUCUCUAUAGUCUGAGAAUGCAUAAGGUAUAUAGCUAAAAAAAAGUGUUCCUUUUUAGGAGAAGUUUGAUAUGGGAGUAAAGAAGAACAUGAACAGUUUAUGGAUGAGCCUUCAGUGUAAUUUUUCAUUUUUAUUUUUAGCCCCCACAUCUAAUGUCUCAUCACUUUAUCUUGUAAAUAAUUGUGUGUGAAUAAGUAGUUAAGAGGACAUUUUUGGUAUU